This is a messenger RNA of Triticum aestivum (bread wheat), 474 nucleotides long. Its product is annotated as cytochrome c oxidase assembly factor 5. The record is from RefSeq and is a predicted model, not a curated record. Gene Ontology annotation, cellular component: mitochondrion. The coding region runs from base 35 to 187 and encodes 50 amino acids. The transcript has 2 exons. NCBI's taxonomy places the organism in Eukaryota, Viridiplantae, Streptophyta, Magnoliopsida, Poales, Poaceae. Gene Ontology annotation, biological process: mitochondrial respiratory chain complex IV assembly.
UGGCGGCACUGCUCAACCCAUCUGCCCUUCCCUGAUGCAGGUGCAGAAGAGGCCGUACAAGGAGUGCGCCGGGGAGAAGGCGCCCAACAUCACCAGCGAGUGCGUCGGCCUGCGGGAGACCUACUUCAACUGCAAAAGGGGCCAGGUUGACAUGCGAGCCCGGAUACGUGGGAACAAGGGGUAUUGAUGGUGUGCAUGUGAACUCCCUUAUCCAGCUGAAACUUGUUAGCCGAAUUGUCACUACAAGACAUCUUGCGUUCUAUAUAUGCUUUUGAUCUCCAAUAGAAUCAUAUGUAUUUUUUUCCCUCGCGAUAGCGUAGAAGAACCAACUCAGCACACGAGUAGAUUCAGUCGAUGAGAGGGUGCAUCGUCUUGUGGAGAAAAGAAAUGUUUGAUCAUAAUGCAGUUUGUCUGCAAUUUUCUGAUAUGGAACAGCAGAACUAUCGCCAAGCAUGUGAGUAGUUUUCACUGUGA